UCACAGGGAAAAGGAAAACCACCAGCACAAGGGGAAGCCCUCCGUGACCCCAUCCAUGCCUCUUACCUCGGGCUCAGGAGCUGGUGCUCAAAAGUCUUGACGGUGGAGCCCAAGGCGACGAUGCCAUCAAACAGUUCAUUCUGACCAGGGACUGCCCCGGUGCGGGCUCCUUGGCGGCGAGGGGCGGGGUCCCGAGGCGGGGCGUGCCCUCCGCGGCAGCCACCCGAGUAGAGGGUUAAUGGCAAGGGAGGGGUCCCCCAAGGAGGCGUGGCCUCGGGGAGGGCGCUUCCUGGAGCAGCGACGAGAGGGUUAACUGCCCCCCAAGGCCCCCCUCGAGGCAGGGCCUCGGGUGGGCGGGCCUAGGGGAGGUGCUGGAGGCGAACGCGGCCUGUGGUCUGCGCCCUGCGCGCCUCGGCUUCUGCUUAUUUCGGCCGGGCUCCUCCUGAGGUCCGGCCGCCUCCCGGGCUGGGAAGCCAAGAGCGCGACGGCCGGCGGUGAGGCCCGCAGCGGGGCGAACUCGCGAGUCUCGGGCGACCCGGGACGGAUGGGGUCAGUCCCAAACUGGAGCUCGACUUUCAGAACAGAGACGCCCCAGCAAGAUCCUCAGGGAGUCGUCCAGCUCCUCACCUCCAUGGGCCAGACGGCCCUGGCAGGGGGCAGCAGCAGCACCCCCACCACACAGGCCCUGUACCCUGACCUCUCUUGUCCCGAGGGCUUGGAAGAGCUGCUCUCUGCUCCUCCUCCUGACCUGGGGGCCCAACGGCGCCACGGCUGGAACCCCAAGGACUGCUCAGAGAACAUCGAGGUCAAGGAAGGGGGGUUAUGCUUUGAGCGGCGUCCCGUGGCCCAGAGCACUGAUGGGGUCCGGGGUAAGAUGGGCUACUCGAGGGGCCUGCACGCCUGGGAGAUCAGCUGGCCCCCUGCGCAGAGGGGCACACAUGCCGUGGUGGGCGUGGCCACGGCCCUCGCCCCGCUGCAGGCCGACCACUACGCGGCGCUGCUGGGCAGCAACAGCGAGUCGUGGGGCUGGGACAUUGGGCGGGGGAAGCUGUACCAUCAGAGCAAGGGGCCCGGGGCCCCCCAGUAUCCAGCCGGACCUCAGGGUGAGCAGCUGGUGGUGCCGGAGAGGCUGCUGGUGGUUCUGGACAUGGAGGAGGGAACUCUGGGCUACGCUAUUGGGGGCUCCUACCUGGGGCCAGCCUUCCGUGGACUGAAGGACAGGACCCUCUAUCCGGCAGUAAGCGCUGUCUGGGGCCAGUGCCAGGUCCGCAUCCGCUACCUGGGCGAAAGGAGAGCGGAGCCACACUCCCUUCUGCACCUGAGCCGCCUGUGUGUGCGCCGCGCCCUGGGGGACAUGCGGCUUGGCCAGAUAUCUGCUCUGCCCUUGCCCCCUGCCAUGAAGCGCUACCUGCUCUACCAGUGACCAGUCAUAGCACAGACUGUGCUAGGCCUCGAUACCAUCCCUGCACUGGGGGAGGCAGGGAGGCACUGCUGGCCUAGACAAGCAACUUGAAGCCAGUGAGGCUGGGCCCCUACCCCAACCCAAGCCCUGGGGAGCACAACAGCCCCAGAGCCACCCGGAGGGGUGGAAGGGAGGGAGCUGCUAUUCAAGGCCUGGUACGCAAGACAUUUUUCCAAGUAAAAGUCGUGUGUAAGAGAUGUGUCAUUACAGAAACCCA
This is a messenger RNA of Cynocephalus volans (Philippine flying lemur), 1679 nucleotides long. RefSeq names its product splA/ryanodine receptor domain and SOCS box containing 2 (gene SPSB2). Gene Ontology annotation, molecular function: protein binding. Gene Ontology annotation, cellular component: SCF ubiquitin ligase complex. The coding region runs from base 545 to 1423 and encodes 292 amino acids. The transcript is spliced from 3 exons. The record is from RefSeq and is a predicted model, not a curated record. Gene Ontology annotation, biological process: protein ubiquitination; proteasome-mediated ubiquitin-dependent protein catabolic process; intracellular signal transduction. Lineage: Eukaryota; Metazoa; Chordata; Mammalia; Dermoptera; Cynocephalidae.